UCGCCGCUUCUCAAGUGAGGCGGUAACUUUCAUAUGUCUCAAGUGAACAUCUGGAAGAGGUUACUCGCGCUGCUCGUUACUCUGAGGAGUAUUUCAGAGUACGACUGCAACUUCAAAAUGUCUUUCGUAAAAGUGGAGGAGAAAAGUGACUUUUCUUAUCACAACUUGCCUUACGGAGUUUUUUCCACGCCGGAUAAUUCCAGGCACAGAAUCGGCGUUGCUAUUGGAGACCAGAUUUUGGACCUCAGUGCUAUCAAGCAUCUUUUCAAUGGACCGGCUCUUGGACCCCAUCAGGAUGUUUUUGAACAGCCCACACUCAAUGCUUUUAUGGCUGUGGGUUAUGAUGCUUGGAGAGAGGCGAGAAAGUGCCUCCAGAUGCUUCUAGCUGCAAAUGAGUCCACGCUGCGUGAUGACGCCAGUUUAAGAAGCCGGGCUUUUGUUCAGCAGACUUCUGCAGUGAUGCAUCUCCCAGCUGAGAUCGGCGACUACACAGACUUUUACUCAUCGAAAGAUCAUGCCACCAACGUUGGAAUAAUGUUCCGUGGAAAAGAAAAUGCCUUGAUGCCCAACUGGCUGAGACUGCCAGUGGGGUAUCAUGGGAGAGCUUCAUCUGUGGUCGUCUCUGGAGCACCAAUCAGAAGACCUCGAGGACAGAUGAGACCAGACGCAGACAUGCUGCAUGUCUUCCAGCGAGAGUCUGUCAGAAUUAUGCAGAGGGUAGACAUCUGUAUGUUAUAUGAGUACAGCUCCAGAAUUGUGCUGUUUGGAACAGUUCAUGCAGAGCAGAGCGAUGCCGUCUUGAUGGUUACUUACUCUAUGCAGUGUCUUUUUCUCUUUUAUGUUGCAGCUCGGGAUAUCCAGGCUUGGGAAUAUGUUCCAUUAGGUCCGUUCCUGGGCAAGAAUUUUGGGACCACUAUCUCGCCCUGGGUCGUUCCCAUGGAAGCACUGAUGCCCUUUGUCGAGCCCAAUCCGGUCCAGGACCCUGUGCCUCUUCCAUACUUGCGUCACGAUGACCCCUAUACGUUCAACAUCAACCUCUUUGUCGCUGUGAAAGGUGAGGGGAUGCGAGAGGCCGCCACCAUUUGCAAGUCCAAUUUUAAGUACAUGUACUGGUCCAUGAAACAGCAGCUGGCACACCACACAGUCAACGGCUGCAACGUCAGACCGGGAGACCUGCUGGCAUCAGGCACCAUCAGCGGACCGGAUCCAGAGAGUUUCGGCUCUAUGCUGGAGCUCUCAUGGCGAGGAUCCAAGACUAUUGACCUCGGCGAUGGAGAGACAAGGACCUUCCUGAAGGACGGGGACGAGGUCACUCUCACAGGUCAUUGUGAGGGCAGGGGCUAUAGAGUGGGAUUCGGUCUGUGUGAGGGGAAGAUCCUUCCUGCCCUGCAACAGUGACGCAGCUCUCUGUCCAUCUGUCUCCUUCUCUCCUGUAAGCCAGACAAAACAGCCAUGCGUUCAUAAUUUCUGAGUAAAACAAGAUAUUCAAUAAAAAAUAAUGUAGGGUGGAACUUGAUUUUUAUCCAUCGGGAUUGAUCGGAUUGUGAAAAUUGGUCAUUAAAUAUAAUUAAAUAUGAAGGAAAAUGUAAAAGAACUUGUUUCUUUAGAUAACCUUUGAGAUCUUAGGAAAAUAUGUCGCUAAAAUAGUAAUGCGUCAUCUUUAUUGGCUUCCAUAUGCUUGAAAACAGUCAUUAAUUUCUGCAAUUCAACUAGUUUUUGCAGAAAUGACACAUUUGAAUUGCUUUGUCAUU
This is a messenger RNA of Sinocyclocheilus grahami, 1751 nucleotides long. RefSeq names its product fumarylacetoacetate hydrolase (fumarylacetoacetase) (gene fah). Gene Ontology annotation, biological process: L-phenylalanine catabolic process; homogentisate catabolic process; L-tyrosine catabolic process. The coding region runs from base 34 to 1398 and encodes 454 amino acids. The transcript is spliced from 13 exons. Lineage: Eukaryota; Metazoa; Chordata; Actinopteri; Cypriniformes; Cyprinidae. The record is from RefSeq and is a predicted model, not a curated record. Gene Ontology annotation, molecular function: fumarylacetoacetase activity.